UUCGUGUGGGGUGGGGCGGAAUACUGGUACCGGUAGACGACCCCAAGGCCUCCGCCCGGAUAACAAAACCUAAGGAGGAAACUUUUCAGUGGCUCACCCGGAUGAUCUGUGGCAGUCGUACCGUCGGGGAACGUAAGCAAUAACUUAGUAGGAUACCGGUAGAAUGCUGCGCGGGUGGCAGGUCUCGAUAACGUACGGUGCCGGCCCCAGUCACGCCGUCCUUUGCAUCCAUAGUACCGGUAGCUAAAUCAACACCCACAUCAACGCCCCCUUUGGCACCUUAUAAGAUGAAUCUCCCACCGUACUUGUACCACUGGUAUUCACCCCCGGCUCCCUCAUCGAGACCACCGAUCAUCUAUCCCGAGCCUAGAGCCUGUUUUUCCCUUGACUCUCACUCGGCGUUGACUCGUUGAGCUCGCGGCUGACUUCAAUUCGUGAUUAGUCAUCGCCCGAGCGAACCAGUCAUCCUCCCCGGGAGUCAAGACAGCGAUGUCGACACAAGCCCAGCAGCCGGCCAAGGACACUAUCCGCGCACAGGGGGGAAAAAAUGGAAGGCCCUAUCAUACCUAAGCCCAGCCUACCGUACCCGUGCCAUAUCCUUCGUAUCAUAGCCCCACGGAAAAACUCAUCUUCCGCGAAUUCCCAGCUCCUCUAUGCAACAAAGCCGGCACAUCCCCCUCGCUCUCCGACCCAGGAGGGAAGAAGGCAUGGACAAACCCAUUGUCCCCCGAGGCUCCGGUGUCUGACUCACACUUGCACCCCCAUGACACCAUCAUCUCCGAUUCCUCCCAGGAUUUCCAGCAGGGAACAAGCCAAGUCGGGGCGUUGCAACCCGUCCAACGCCGGGAGCGCCCGACCCAUGCACCGGAUCAUUAUCGAGGCGAACGCCAAGACGUCCCGGACUAGGAAUUCUUUUCCAAGACUAGGCCUUCUAGGUUCUGGAAUGGCGCUAGAAGGGGUCCUUACUCGAGAUACGGUAGAGAACAAAGCGGCAAAAUGUUUUUUUUGCUUCUUUCCCGAUAGGGUCGGGCAAAGCCUACGAUUAUGGUAGGUUGUGGUGGCGAGGGGAGAGAGAGGGAAUACCGGUAAACUGGGAUGAAUGCUCUGGAUGGGGGUGGGUAUGAACCGGGUACGAGGAGGAUUUGUGUUACAAGAUCCGUUUCUUGUAUGGCAUUGGCGAUAUGGCAGGGCAAGGACACUCAACCUCAAUAAGAUGAGUAUCCAUCCAUCCGACGAGGAAAAGGAAUUCUAAUCCCCGAAAGUUUUCUUCGGCGGGGUGUUUUUCUUUUUUACCGCGCUGUGAGCGUAAAGAGUUUUUGGAUGUCAAUGCACUUUCAUCCGUUUGGCUGGGUUGGUUGGUCACUCGGGCAUGCUAUCACACCGUAUCCUGCUACAGUUGCUACCGUAGUACCGUAGUCAGCUUGGGCCACCCCGAGCCCUCCCUUCUCUUAGACUACCUCACUCUGGAUAUCACUCCAGCCAACCAAUCGGUUAGCCCAAGGCCUGGUUCCGGCCGCGAGGGCUGACCCGGGAUGUUUCUCUCUUUUCCCUGAUUUUUUCUUUUCGAUGUGGUAUAUAAAACCUUGAGCUCCCGCUGCUGAGGGUGUGUUGGUGUCAUACCGUGCACAAGCCUUUUCCGGAAAACAGGGACUUUUAUACACUUUACGACAUGCUCUCCGCCACAACUCUCAGAGCUUCGGCUCCGGCUAUCCUGGCCAGCAAACAUCUACUCUUCACUCCAGGGACUCGUGUCGUCUGCUGUGGGCUUCUUCACGGCGGACAGGCGAGAAAGUUUACGAGCUCUACGAAUUCCUUCUUUCUAGCGACCACUCCGAAAGCCAAUCAGGAGAGGCCACUGAAAGAGUUUAGGGAACGCUCAUUUCCUCAUCCUGUUUACACGGAGGCACAGAUGGAUGAAAUCGUGAGUUUUAUUUCCCCCCCUGGCGGGAAGGAGAUUUAUAUGGUAGUGUGAGGACUAACAAGUUUCUAGAAAAUCGCCCACCGCAAAGCAAAGACCUGGGGAGACUGGGUCGCUCUGGCAGCUGUUCGAGUAAUGCGUAAAUGCUUCGACUUAGCAACGGGCUAUAGACAUGACUCAGAGGUACUUGCACCCCCAACCCAUAACUCGAAAAACAAGUUCACCAACAGCCCAAUUAGAUAGCCUCGGGCAAGAAGACCCCCUACGGAACCAGCGCUUUCCACAUGACGCCAGAGAAGUGGUUAGCGAGGUUCAUAUUCCUCGAAUCCAUCGCCGGCGUACCAGGCAUGGCAGCGGGCAUGAUUAGACACUUGCACUCUCUCCGUCGCCUAAAGCGCGACAACGCCUGGAUCGAAACGCUCCUCGAAGAAGCGUACAACGAGCGCCUCCACUUGCUCACAUUCUUGCACUACCGUCAGCCGGGGCUCUUCAUGCGGACCAUGAUCCUUGGCGCGCAGGGCAUAUUCUUCAAUCUCUUCUUCCUCUCCUACCUCGUGUCCCCGCGCACCUGUCACCGCUUCGUCGGCUACAUCGAGGAGGAAGCGGUGAUCACGUACACCCGAGCCAUAGCCGACAUCGAGAACGGCCGCAUCCCGGAGUGGGAGAACCUACUCGCUCCGGAUAUCGCCGUCAGGUAUUUCGGUUUGGAUCCGGGGGCGAAUAUGUUGCAGCUGUUGAGGGUUAUCAGGGCGGAUGAGGCGAAGCACCGCGAGGUCAAUCACACGCUGGCGAAUCUGAGUCAGGACGAGGACCCGAACCCGUACGCCCUGAUUUAUGAAGGUGGUAAGCCGCAUCCGACGAAGGGGUUGGAUUUCAUGAAGCCGCAAGGGUGGGAGAAGGGGGAGGUUGACGGUGGAGCCGUGGAGGAGUACAUGAAGCCCGGGAAGGAGUGGAAGACUGGUGGGAAACCUGUUGGUGGUGCUCCUACCGCUACCACCGGUACUACUACUACUACCGCCGCUCGCGUCGCGUAAUCCUGUACUCAUUCCUUUUGUCUAGAUUUCCUUUGUCGGGACGGCGCAAAAAGCUGAUUUUUUUUCCUUCCCCCCCCUCAUCCCCUCUCUGUGUAUUCCCUUAUCUCCUCUCUAUACCACAUUACUUUCUUUUCUCCUACGAAUAAUAAAACAAUCAUGAUUCCCAAUUCAAAUAAACUCAAAUCCCACCACCGCCAUUGUACCUCCUCUUCUCGAACCCGGCUCCCUGCCCUUCAGACUCCACCACCUCCCUCUCCGUCCUAUCCAACCUGACAACAUGAGCCGCCGCCGGCCCCUUAUCCAGAUCCUUCAAGAAGGCCUCCACCUCACCCUCGAUUCCCUGCGCCUCGCCCUCCACCUUCCCAUUCGGCAGGUUCUGCACCCAGCCCGUGAGUCCGCGGGCCGUGGCGCGCUCGAUGGCGUACUUGCGGUAGAAGACGCCCUGGACUUUGCCGUGCGCGAGGAAAUGGACCUUUUUUUAAAUUUUUUUAUGGCGGUUGAGUUAGCAGUAAGUUAUUGGUAUAGGCAGAGGGAGAGGGAGCAAACUCUUUUGACGGUCAUUGCUGUGGGUUGUGGGUUGUGCUGGGUGGUUGUCUGCCGGCCGGUACCGUACGUCAUGAGGCUUAAAUGGAGUUUUUUCGAGGUCCCAGCGGUGGCUGUCGGUUUUCGGGUGGCAGGGGUUUUUCUCGCUUUCCGUGGCUUGGCGCUUUUUUUUUUUUUCAGUCUAUGGUUGCAUUAACCUUUCGUGCUGACCGUUCUGCCGGUAUGAUAGUCUACUGCACGAGGUGAUUUCAUGUGUACACGUACAGUACGAGUAUGCUUGUAAAAAAUGGUUAUUAUUGCCGGGAGGGAAGGAUUUCCGGCUGUAAUAGCGUGCGGAUAGAUGCCAUACCCACAUGAAUUACUCGAGCACUGUAGUCGAGAUCUGUCCGAGCACUAUCAUGGAUAGUAUCAUAGGCCAUCGCACUCGGACCAAGCGCCAUACUAACGACAUGUUAGGAUCAACGCCAGCCGUCUCCACCCCCCUCCGACCCCCGGCGAGCAAGGCACGUCAGGCGGGUAGGCGCCGUGCGAAUUGCCGGGUGCUGGGGUGCCCGUACCGGCAUUUUGGGAUGGUGAUUAAUCCUCUCUUGGAGGCUGGAGGAGCGGUAGCGUGAUGCAUGGAUUCGGUGGGUGGGCCAUUAAGUUACCGAGGUAUGAUACCAUGUUGGAGGAUUGGGUAGGAUUGGACGGGUAGUGCGCUAUGCUCAUCUUUGUAUGGAUCAAUUGAUACAUCCAACUAGAUGAGAGUACAGUACUCGGUCGAAGGGAGUUGGAGGAGGAGAAUGAUCGCUGGGUUAACUUGACUGCGAAACCAUCCAUCUUUGGAAAUGGAGUCGUGUCGCUUCGCUUCUCAGUGCGCUGCUGGGUUGAAUGCUCUGGGGGGGGGCAAGCAGGUUGGGGGCAGCUAUGGUAGGUGGACAGAGUGGAAUGAAUGAAUGAAUGGAGUAUUCUUAUAGUGGGGUCUGCGCUCCCGAGGCGGGCCGAGGUCUGUACAGUACUUUUGUUUGCCGAGUAUUGGGGUGGAGGGUGUGGUGAAAGUGAGUGUUUGCUUGGAAGUACUCGUCGGACGAGGCAAGUUAGUACUGCUCUGGAUACUGUCGACCUACCGUGCUGUUGCAAGUGGAGAGAAGAGCUUUUGAUGGGUAGUAGUCUCGGAGUACCCCAACUUAGGUGCUAAUACUUCAACAGAGCAGGAGAUGGUCUUGGUAUUGUAUCCCGCGUAAUCCAUUGUCAGUCCUGGGGGUUGGGUGAGUAUAUAUACUCCUCCGUCUUUCUCCAAUUUGUUAUCUACCUAGUAGUAGUGGGCACAACCCAAACCGCUGACUGUGCAAAAGAGAUUUUAGGGACCAGGGGAGAAUAUUAUGGACGGUAGUUCUAGGGGGGUUUCUUUUGUCAAGUCUCCGGAUUUAUCCGCAGGUAUAAUACAAAAGCUGAGAAAUUGGUUGUGUAUACCAGAAGGUACGGCCUGAGAAAAAAGUCCCUAUAAUAAAAGAGACUCAACCCCCCAAAUAACAACAAACAAACGAUAUAAAAUUCACUAUCGUGAAGUCACAAAUUGAUAAAACCAGCCCAGUUUCACGCCACAAGUUGGCCUUUCUUAUGAGUGGAGUAACAUCCAACUUAACGGAAGGGUCCAUCUGACAAUGAGAAAUGUAGGAGGAAGACAUCUUCACCAGUUCCAAACCCACUUCACCACUUGGGCCAGACCAAUGAGUUUGUCGCAUUUAAGUAUGGUAAGCUCUCAUUGACUCAUAUUUGCUGGAUUUAUACUCCAGCCUAGAACUCGGGGAGGACCAUCAAGCUCCGACAUUCCCGGUAGGCCGCGGUCGGUAUUUGCAAUAUCAUACUCAGGGUGCCCCCGGUCCGCCCGCUUCUUGUCUAUCUCUCCACGUACCCGAUCCUCUGCGUGAAAGCGAGCUUUACCGCUAUCCUUGGACAACCGUGGAUGGUAAUCCUGGGGGAACUACCUUUACAUACUCAAUGCGCGGAUAACAAAGUUUAACUUGUGUGUGGAAAAGCAUGUUUGGUGAAGCGAUGGAAUUACAUUGACGCAUGAGGCAUGAGCCGCCAUCCUGUUUUUCUCGGGUGUGAAAUUAAGUUAGGUCAUGCAGGGGUUAUUCACUGCGAGGGGAAGAUAGUAGGAGUGUUUGCUCAUUCGGUUGGAUAAGGGAGCACUGUGUUGGAUGCUC
Messenger RNA from Tuber aestivum (summer truffle), 5684 nucleotides. Lineage: Eukaryota; Fungi; Ascomycota; Pezizomycetes; Pezizales; Tuberaceae. The record is from the annotation of a GenBank genome assembly.